AUGGCGGCGCCCGGGGGCUCGGCGGCCUCCUCGGCGCUGAAGGGGUUAAUCGAGCAGUUCACCGCCAUCACGGGUGCCAAUGAGAGCAUAGGGAAGCACAUGCUGGAAGCGUGCAACAAUAAUCUGGAGAUGGCGGUCACUAUGUUCCUAGAUGGCGGAGGGAUAGCCGAGGAGCCCAGCACCAGCUCCGCAGGGGUGUCCACCGUCCGCCCGCUCACCGAGGACGAAAUACGAGCCCCGAUUCCCCAAAAGCAGGAAAUACUGGUGGAACCCGAGCCACUGUUUGGGGCUCCUAAAAGAAGACGACCGGCCCGCUCGAUAUUUGAUGGCUUUCGGGAUUUCCAGACCGAAACCAUUCGGCAGGAGCAAGAACUGCGGAACGGAGGAGCGAUAGAUAAGAAGCUGACCACCCUCGCAGAUCUGUUCCGGCCUCCCAUUGACCUCAUGCACAAAGGCAGCUUCGAAACGGCGAAAGAAUGCGGCCAGAUGCAGAACAAAUGGCUGAUGAUCAACAUCCAGAACGUGCAGGACUUCGCGUGUCAGUGCCUCAACCGGGAUGUCUGGAGCAAUGAAGCCGUGAAGACUCUGAUCCGGGAGCACUUCAUCUUCUGGCAGGUUUACCACGACAGCGAGGAAGGCCAGCGGUACAUACAGUUUUACAAACUGGGAGAUUUUCCGUACGUCUCCAUCUUGGAUCCAAGGACAGGUCAGAAGCUAGUGGAGUGGCACCAGCUGGACGUGACCUCCUUUGUGGACCAAGUGACGGGAUUCCUGGGGGAGCACGGGCAGCUGGACGGACUCUCCAGCAGCCCCCCCAAAAAGUGUGCCCGCUCGGAGAGCCUCAUUGACGCCAGCGAGGACAGCCAGCUGGAAGCCGCCAUCCGGGCCUCCCUGCAGGAGACGCAUUUCGAUUCCACCCAGCCGAAACCGGACGGCCGCUCGGAUGACGAGUCCGAGUCGGAGCUGUUCUCCGGCAGCGAGGAGUUCAUUUCCGUCUGCGGCUCCGACGACGAGGAGGAGGCGGAGAACCCCGCCAAGUUGAGGAAGUCGCCCCACAAAGACUUGGGGCACAGGAAAGAGGAGGGUCGGAGGGCUCCCCCCGACCCCCCGGCCAGGACUGAGCCCGGGUCGGCGGCCAACCACCAAGGACUGUGUGGCACGGAUCCCGAAAUCCCGGAGGGAUCGCCCGAGAAAGCGGCCGGAGUCACGGCGGGCCCGGAUGCGAACGGACCGAAAGCACAUCUCAUGUUGAGGUAUCCAGAUGGAAAGAGGGAACAGAUUUCUCUUCCAGAACAAGCUAAGCUCCUAGCCCUGGUGAAGCACGUGCAGUCCAAGGGUUACCCCAAUGAACGUUUUGAACUCCUCACCAACUUCCCCCGACGGAAGCUCUCUCACCUGGACUAUGAUGUCACAUUACAAGAUGCAGGCCUCUGUCCUCAAGAGACGGUCUUUGUGCAGGAAAGAAAUUAACCCCUGGGCCUGACCUCGUAGCUGACCUUUCUUCCCUCUCAUCCGUGAUACCGAGUCACUGAGUGUGCAGGUGGACUGUCACAGGACCACAGAGCUGAAGUUGGGCUUGCCUCCUCCUCCUUCCCCUCUUUCUCCUCCUCCUCCUCUUCCUCCCCCUCCUCCCUUUAGCCGUCGAUCUCUUCCGACUCUCCUUCUCCUGUCCUCUUCGCCUCUCUCCCCCCCCCCCCUUCCCAAUUGGGUGACCAAAUGACAAAAAAAGUACAGGAGGAAAGGCAAUCCUGACCCUAGCAGCAAGGAAUGGGAGCACCAUUGGGAAAAGGGAGAUUUGCACUUCAGUUUCUUGGAAUAAAAAAGGUAACCUGUCCCUUGCAUUUCUCGUGGCAAAAAGUGGCCAGAUUUAAAAAAAAAAAAAAAAGACUUUAAUUUCCCUGCCCCAGCCCUCCCGUCUUAAAACAGUGUUCUUUUAAAUAUAUAUAAAUUUUAGGAAAUAACAUGUGAUGAAAUUGCCCAGUUUCUCCUUAAAUGGAGAAAGGUAUCUUGGGGCUGUUUGUGUUUUCUGUACUUGGUUCGUUUUUGGGCGGGGGGGCGGUUGUAUUGUUUUUUUUAAUUUUUAUGUCUCAAAACGAAGGUCACUGUUCCCUUUCCAAGCCUGACGAGGAAUAUUGUCCCAGCUGUACAUGUUAGGAGCAAACUAAUUUGCCGGUUGUGGAGUAACCUCACUAGAUUAUGCGGACUUUGAGCCGGAGUCUGCCUUCUGAAGUCUUGCCUUUUAAGUCACCCGGUUCCCGGGAUUGAGGCCUCGACUCGGGGGAGCUAAAGUAAAUAUUAACGGAGGUCGAGUAACUCUGGGACGUGGAUGUUAGACGACUGUUUGGAAGAUUUUUCCACCACUUUGAAAGUUAGGAGACCAGGAAGUGCGCACGUUUCCUCUAAAUCGUUCUCAGGCACUUCACGGUCAGGGUACGAUGGUGGCCGGGCCGGGAAACGAUAGCCGUCAGUCACGUGGCUAGAAAUGGGACUCGGAUUCAUCCCAGUUAUCGAUCCCGGGUGCCGCAGAGCACAUCACCGAGUACUGAUGUGAAAAAGGAGGAGCAUUUGUGGAAGGCAAGAUGCCAGGAUGGAGUACUUAAGCUUCUUAAGAAGCUGCUCAGGCCAAAUGAGACCAACUCUCUCUAAUAGCUACUAUAAGAGCCCGGCUUGAACCGAAAAGUCGUCUUUUAGAAUCGGUGAUCCCUGAGAUCUGCCGCCACCUAAAAACGGGCUCGGCUUGCCAUUCAGACGAGAGCCCUGCAUCCCCUCUGCAUCUCUUUCCCUGAAUACCCUGCCUUCUGUCCCAGCUGGGUGGGAGAGAGCGUCAGGGACCCAGAGUUUCGCCUGUCGAGAGCUCAUCUUUGGCCCUCUCGUACCUCCGAUCCUGCUACAGACUGAGUCCGAUUUAGUCAUCGUAAUUCAGACGAGCUCAAGUCUACACUCUAGGGAGGGAGAGUUGAGUUUAUUGAAGUCGGGUUUUGUAGGAAUAGAGGAAAUCUUUAAGCCUCACACCUGGUUUGCAAAGACCGUGCCUCCUAACAGUGAAGGCUUAAAAAAGAAUAGGGUCAUCCCGCAGGAUGGUCGACUAGGAUGUCUAAUGAUGGGAUGUGUGGUGGGGUGGGAUGUCAUGAGGAACCGCUUAUGUUUUAGAAGAUCCCCGCCAGUGAAAGAAUGAAUGAUUGUCCUCACGUUUUCCUAAACCUGUGAUGAGUUUUUACGUGUAAGUCCGACCGCUGUACAGAUAUUUAUAAAUCUAUUUAUAUAACUAUGAGUUCGCGCUCCGCAUCUUCAGUUAUCUAGUCAGAUUAGCCGUCGAACAAUGUCACCCUCCUGGUUUGCGGGUAGCUUCCGAUGUCUUGCAGGAACGUGGUGCUUGCUACUGGAGAGUAGUUUUUGUAGCGUUCCUCCAGGUUGCAUCUUCCGAUACCUCUGACGGGUUUUCUUGCUUCCUGAGGAAGAGAGCUGAGUCCCGAAGAAGGAAGGGGCGUGGAGGGGGUCGGGGGAGCGUAGCCCUAAACUUCCGGGCUCCAUUUCGCGCUUAGUACAGUGCUCUGCGCACAGUAAGCACUCAAUAAAUACGAUUGAUUGAUUGAUCUUGUUGCAGGCCCACCGCCACGGUUCCUCUCCUUAGACUCCUCUGGCUGAUAGGCCAUGUGGGAUUCGAGGGAGGCAGAGGAGCAGGGCCCGGGCCGAUGGCUCCAUCAGACUCGUCCGCUAGUUUCUGAGAGGAUCAGUCGGUCAGUCAAUCGUUAGAAAGGUGAGGCGGUUCCCUGGGGUUUGGCCGGGGGUGGUGUCCACGGUGUCGGAUUUGAGUCCGCAAGACUGGCCUUCCAAUCGGCCACUGGCGUACAGUCGAAUGGACUCAAAAUGACCCGGAUACCCUUAUCAACUUACCUUGUUUUGCAGACAACGCCGCCCAUCUAAGCCAGGCAUCGUAUUAGCUGGAUUGCUGAGGGGAUCUAGAACUCAAGACUUUAGCGGUAAUUUUGUGUUUCCCCGCUGGAUAGGAUUACAAUAUAAUGAGGGCCCCCCCCAUCCCUCCUCUCACUGUAAAAAACAGGAAAAGCGUUGGUAAUAAUGUUGCUCUGUGUCUGUCAGUCUUCCCCAAGAUAUAUGUCAGCAUCAGCUUUGGGUCUGGCAGGUGGUGGUCCCUAGUCUCUGGUUCGGCCCUGCAGUGAGUGUGAUGCCUUUGGAAGGGACUCCAGGGAUGGGCAUCUGGUCCUGCAGGGCAUCGAUGUUGGCACGGCCCCGACUCCGGGACGUCCUGCGCGAGGCGAGAGCCUAUAGCAGUACCCUGUUGAAUUGGGGAAAGAGGGAGAAAUGGAGAAGGCGGCUGGUAGACGCCAGCGAAUCAAUCAAUCGUAUUUAUU
Molecule: messenger RNA, 4370 nt
Organism: Tachyglossus aculeatus (Australian echidna)
Lineage: Eukaryota; Metazoa; Chordata; Mammalia; Monotremata; Tachyglossidae
Gene: UBXN7
Product: UBX domain protein 7
Exons: 11
Coding region: 1-1470 (489 amino acids)
Biological process (GO): proteasome-mediated ubiquitin-dependent protein catabolic process
Cellular component (GO): nucleus
Molecular function (GO): ubiquitin binding
Source: RefSeq, a predicted model, not a curated record